Molecule: messenger RNA, 1071 nt
Organism: Nematolebias whitei (Rio pearlfish)
Lineage: Eukaryota; Metazoa; Chordata; Actinopteri; Cyprinodontiformes; Rivulidae
Gene: ccdc124
Product: coiled-coil domain containing 124
Exons: 5
Coding region: 108-770 (220 amino acids)
Biological process (GO): transcription by RNA polymerase II
Cellular component (GO): nucleus
Molecular function (GO): transcription coactivator activity
Source: RefSeq, a predicted model, not a curated record
CGCCGCUGGCAUAGAGGAGGAGGUGGUGGGUGCCUCUUCAAAACAGUAAACUGCUGCUUGCCUGCGAUUUGGUUUUCCUCUCAUACUGCUAAAAAGCAGCUGUUAGGAUGCCAAAGAAGUUUCAGGGUGAAAACUCAAAGGCAGCCACAGCCAGAGCCCGGAAGGCUGAGGCCAUGGCUGUGGCAGAUGCCCGCAAGAAGAAGGAAGAAGAGGAUAAGCUUUGGCAAGAAACUGACAAACACGUACUUAAAAAAGAGCAGAGAAAGGAUGGCAAAGAAAAGAAGAGGCUGGAACUCCUUGAGCGGAAAAAGGAAAACCAGCGACUUCUGGAUGAGGAAACUUCCCAGAUAAAAGGCAAACUUCAGAAGGAGUCUGGACCUGGUGGAAAAAUAACUCGUGCCCAAAUUGAGCAGAUGAUCCAGAAUGAGCAGGAACAGGAACAGCAAAUCCAAGAGAAAGAGAAAAGCCACUUGGAGAUUCCAUUGGAGGAGAACAUUAAUAGAGUCAUAGCUGAUGAAGGAGCCGUGGAAGCCAGAACAAUAGAGGAUGCCAUCGCUGUGCUCAGCACGGGGCCAGAGGAGGAGGAUCGCCACCCAGAGCGUAGGAUGAAAGCAGCAUUUGCUGCCUAUGAGGAAACCAACAUGCCCCGUCUAAAACAGGAGAACCCGAACAUGAGGCUGUCACAGCUGAAGCAACAACUGAAGAAGGAGUGGAAUAAAGCUCCAGAAAACCCACUGAAUCAGCGAUUUUCUUCCUACAACUCAAAGUGAAAUUGCUCUUUUUGACAUGAUUCAUCUUGGAAACUACUGGGGCACAUUAGAGACUUUUAUCGGAACAAGUAAUCAUUUCAGUCAAAAAUGUGUUCUGCUGAUGAGUUUCGCCUCUAAGCAUUCAUGCAUACAUACCUGUGCCAGAAGAAUCGACUCUGUUCUACCAUUUACUAGCAAAAAAAGCAAAUUUAUCAAGUCAAUAAUCAUAAUCAAGUUCCUGCAUAGACUCUAAUGAGACAUGUCACUAUACAAUUAAUUAAAUUACAUCUUUUUUUUUUCCCCAGCUCUUCUGGAAAAAUGA